AUGCCUGCGUCAACACCGCCUGUGUCAGCACCACCUGCGUCAACACCGCCUGUGUCAGCAAUGCCUGCGUCAGCAAUGCCAAAGUCAACCACGCCUGUACCAACCCAGGCUGCAGCAACAAAGGCUGUGUCAACAAUGCCUGUGUCGACCAUGCCUUCGUCAACACCGCCUGCACCAACCAAGGUUGCUGCAACAAAGGCCGCGAGAACUUCUACUCCGAGGAAGACUGCGAAGCGCUCAGCUUCCGGUAACGAAAAAGACACACCAAAACGGGCACGCCUCACGCGCCGCAAGACCAUGGACUCCGCAACCGUGAGCCCCGGGGUGCAGCCCGACGCCUCCGCCGAAAACCCGACCGGCAUCCUGAACGGAAAAAAUGGCCUGUGCCUGCACUGCAAGGCGUACAAUGAGGUGGCUAAAGACAUGGGGCAGAGCACAGCGGACACGUGUGGUGGCGGCAAACAAGCCAAGGGUGAGACACCUGGAGAAACGUGCCAGACCUGCCAAGAAAAGGGUCUGCCCUGCAGCUUCGAAGAUGCCCGCACCGACGAGGGGGAGAGCAACACCGGGAAGCAGUACGAGAGGGCGAAGCGGCUGGCCGAACGAGAGCUGGCGCUCCUGAAAAAGGUCGAGGACAUGCAGACCGAGUUGAACAAACUCAACGAAGAUGCGGAUGAGGAUGUGUUGAUGGACCGAAGGUAUCUCAGCACAGUGAGAAAAACCAAAGAAGAGGCCAUGAAAGAAGCCCUUGUCGAGGUCGACAAGUACAAGGCCGACGCAUUCAAGGCGAUCAACGCCGACCUCAUUGAGCACAGAGUCAACCAUUCGGCACGGAUCGUCGAGGAUCUCGAGACACAAAAGCCCGCCGUCAGAGCCAGGUGGGAGGCUAAUUUCAAGACAGAGUUGCAAGCCGAACGGAGCAAACGUAUGCAACAGUUGUCUGACCAUAUGGAGGAGCAGCAGAGGAAGGCGACGCUCCAAGACGAGAAAGAACUUCUUGCCUCGAGGAAGAAGAAGGAGGCCGAUCUCGACAAGGAGUUCUCCCUCAAGCGGGAGCAGAGGGAGCUCGACCUCAAGAACUUGAUGUCUUCCAAGGAGGCGCAGUUGAUGACCGAAUUUGACACGAAGCGGGUGCAGCAUAACUUGGACCUCGAGAAAUGGAAACAUGAAGAGAUCACGGCGAUCAAUGAGUGCGUUGAGAAAGAAAGAUCCAAAAGAUUCGCCGAGGUGACACAAGAGCUCAAUCGCCUCAUCGUGUCAGUCAAGGCCAGGGAGGUCGAGGUCAUGAACGGAGUUCAGAAACAGUUUGAGAGCUGGAAGAAUCAGUACGCUGGCCAACUGCGGAGUGUGCUCGAAUCCACCACGUCCCUGAUGAAGGCAGAGGUGAAGGCCGAGGUGUUGUCACAGGUGGAAAGCUUGAGGGGCACCAUCAACGCCGAGGUGAAUAAUAAGAGCCGGAUCGACAGGUUGAGCAAGGGUGUUAACCACAUGAUGGCUCAGAUGGCGACACAGGAGGAAAGCCACAAGACACAGAUGGCGGAGAUGAAGAGCCAGAUGGAACACCAUAUUCAGCUCAACACGCCCGUGUCUGCUACCCUCGGGGAGGGCAACGACGGAUUCUCGACACAGCAGGUGCCACACGCCACAUUCGACCUGUACCCGGCCAUCAACACACAACAACGCAAUUCGUCGACCUUCACCGAGGCCAGUCUCCCAACGACAGUUCCCACCAAUGCGUCUACCAGCACUCAGUAUGGUAGCAGCACGACUGGGGAUGAGGUUCUUACUUCCGACGUUGUCCCAUCCAACUCCAGCCCAACCAACGCUGCUACGAGGGGUUCGCCCACACCAACGCCGAGUCGCGUGGCUCCCCUGGAGCAGCAGUCGAUGUCGUCUGGAGGACUCUCCUCCCACAAUGCGGCUCCCUACCCCAACUACCCGAUGAACAACGGAGUCGCCGGGCAGUCACCAUACCAUCAGUGGGUGUCGAAUCCACAGGGUCAGUGGGGUUCGCCAUUCAACUAUCAACAGCAGCAGUACUAUGAUCAAACCCAAUACUCUGAUCAGUAUCAGUACUAUGGUCAUCACCAAUACUACCCGGGGCCGCAACAGUAA
Messenger RNA from Fonsecaea monophora, 2115 nucleotides. RefSeq lists its product as hypothetical. The transcript has a single exon. The record is from RefSeq and is a predicted model, not a curated record. The coding region runs from base 1 to 2115 and encodes 704 amino acids. NCBI's taxonomy places the organism in Eukaryota, Fungi, Ascomycota, Eurotiomycetes, Chaetothyriales, Herpotrichiellaceae.